Plasmodium inui San Antonio 1 is the source of this 480-nucleotide messenger RNA. RefSeq lists its product as hypothetical. The record is from RefSeq and is a predicted model, not a curated record. Lineage: Eukaryota; Apicomplexa; Aconoidasida; Haemosporida; Plasmodiidae. The coding region runs from base 1 to 480 and encodes 159 amino acids. The transcript is spliced from 3 exons.
AUGACCGAAGAAGAAAAGGAAGGAAUAAAUCUAAAUAAAAAAUCUAAUAUGACGCCCUGGAAAUAUAAAGAUACCACGGAAAUCUCUGACCAUCCGAAAAUACAACUAUCUACAAAGAAAAGGAAAGAAAGCUCAAGUCAACAGUCUGCCAGAAAAACGGAAAGAUUCCGAAAACCAGCAACAGAAGGAAGGAGAAACCAUAUUUUCUCCCAACAGGAUAGAAAAAACGAAAAAAGAGAUCACCAGCAGUCACAGAAAAGACCUCAUAACAACCGAAACCAGCGAACACAAACCAACCAAGAAGACUAUCUCACUGAAGGAAGGAAACCCAAAGAAAUUGAAAUCCCACUCAAUAGGAUCAACCUGCCAACCCACCUCUAUAACAACUUAAGAGAAGCAAAACGGCAAGGCAGGUCCGAAACCAAAACUCAGAUCCAAGGAAAGUUAAAUAUCAAAGAAUUCACGAGUAGGGAAACCUAA